This is a messenger RNA of Calidris pugnax (ruff), 3143 nucleotides long. It is a transcript of the gene HS1BP3, whose product is annotated as HCLS1 binding protein 3. The coding region runs from base 445 to 1614 and encodes 389 amino acids. The record is from RefSeq and is a predicted model, not a curated record. Gene Ontology annotation, molecular function: phosphatidylinositol binding. The transcript is spliced from 7 exons. Lineage: Eukaryota; Metazoa; Chordata; Aves; Charadriiformes; Scolopacidae.
CUGGCUGUUUUAGAGCUAUUUCCACCGGGGAGGAGGAUACCGGGAUGCCGCCGGGGAGGUGUUUUGGUCCCGUAAGGAGAGAAAGAGGAGAGCGGAGGGUGUAUUAGUGGAGGUUCGGCGCCAAAGAGGCCGCCCGUCGGUGUAGUCGUGGCCGAGUGGUUAAGGCGAUGGACUAGAAAUCCAUUGGGGUCUCCCCGCGCAGGUUCGAAUCCUGCCGACUACGGCCAAGGUUAUUCUUUUUCUUUCCUGGCCCGGACAUUUUCCUCACACACACACACCCACCCGGGUUCUUCCCAGCCACCGUUUUGCACCGCAGCCGCCCGCCGGCAAACAUCCGGCAGGGCGGCCGCUGCCAGCCCGAGGGAAGGCAGGGAGAGAGGCGGGACCCCGUGACGGCCGGACGCGGCCUCUCCGCCCGGGCCGGCGCCGAUCCAGGGAGCAGCGAUGCCGCUUCCCUCCGCCAUGCAGCACAGCCCGGCGCCCGCCGUGCUGGUCACCACCAGGCAAAUUCAGAACACGCACACGGGGCUGGAUUUGUCUGUGCCGGAAUACCAGGAGAUCCGUGGGAAGAUGAUGUCUGGCCACGUGGAGUAUCACAUUGUCGUUGUUACCCGACUGGCUGCCUUCAAAUCAGCGAAGCACAAGCCUGACGAUGUCGUUCAAUUUAUGGUUUCCAAGAAGUACAGCGAGAUAGAGGAGCUCUACCAGAGGCUGUCGGCACGAUAUCCACAAGUUUCUCUUCCACUCUUGCCUAGAAAAGUUCUCUUCGUGGGGGAAUCUGACAUCUGUGAACGAAGAGCUAUGUUCAAUGACAUCAUGAAAUUCAUCUCAAAAGAUGAGGAUCUAGCAACGAGUCCUGAGUUACUGGAAUUUUUAGGAACAAAAUCUACUAGUGGCGUUGACUUCAAGGGUAAAAACAUUCCUGAUGACACAGAGAAAGAUGAAGAAAAUGAAAUGUUGGAUUUUUUCAAAGAAGAGAAGACACCUGACUUAAUCUCACAGCUUUCAUCAGGGGAAAAUGCCAAAAAAGGGGAGAAAAAAGAAGAGGAAGAGGAGGAAGAAGAGGAAGAAAUUUUAGACCCUCUUGGUAUAAUCAGAACUAAAAAAACAAAGAAGGUAUCUGCUCCUCCGACCAAGGAAGAGAAGCCCAAAUUAACCAUUUUUGAAGAGGAAAUAGAUCCAGAUGAAGGACUCUUUGGCCCAGAAAAAAAUGUCUCAUUAAUUGGUCACAGGAAGAAGAUGAAAGAGAAUCUGAAGUUAUUUGAAGAUCCAGACCUUGGUGGGGUGGUAAGACUGGGUGACUCACUGCUGCUGCCAACUGCCUGCCAGAACAGGGAGUAUGUGCUGAACACGGGUCCUGAGGAGGACACCGAGGAACUGCUCAGAGUUGAAGAUGAUUUAGAGAAACUCUUGAAAGUAACGUCCAAACCAAAACCUAAGGUUCCAUCAAAGCCGCCAUUGCCUCGGAAGCCAGCAGUUGCCCCCAGGAGCACUAAUUCAUCCCCACUGGCAAAGCCGAAGGAAAACAGGAUUCAGACAAUGAAUGAAGUGGACAUUCUCCAGUACAUCCAGGAAAAUGAAUCUGUCAACAGCCAAGAUACAAGUCUUUUUUGAACAUGCUUAUUUUUGAAAUGUAAUGAUGCCUUCUUGGCCUAAACUCCCAGGGAGCUCGAGUGGCGGUAGCAAGAAUUGCUGUCACAGUGCUCAUUUGUGUACCAUCACAUGGAGAGCUGCCUUAGGUUUUCAGGGUUUUAUAGGGAACGUGGACAAGGACAUAGCACUACAGAUUGUCUACUACUAUUUUAGUAUCAACAUGGUAAAGUUUCAGCUGGUUUAGUCCUGACUGAAAACGUUCAGCGUGCUGCACGCAUGGCAACGGUGAAUAGUGUCCAACAAGUGGUCUGAGGCAGGACAGGAUGCUGUUCCUGUCAUUUUAGGCAGCGUAUUUCAGCUCACUGGAAAGGUCAUUUUCCUUCUAUCCUGUGCAUUUUUGUAGCAGCCCUUUGUUCCCUGACUGGUAUUUCAGUAAUUUAUAACCAGGAACUGUUAGGUAUAGGUAACAGUUCCUCUGUAGCUCAGAGAAACACUGAAAUCCCAGCUAAGCCUGACAACCUGCUGCCUUUGCUCUUGCGCAAAUGCCAACUUGCAAGAGAGCUUGUAGGACUGCAAACACUCAACACUGUGCAUCUCUGGCCCCUGGGGAGAAGAGCAAAUGACUGACUCUGGCUGAGAGAGCAGCUCCAGACAUCUGUGGAGGUUGCAGUGUGUAUGAGGUUUGGAUGCUGUAGGACUCUAAUGAACCUACUCAGGAUUCACAAGGGCUAAUGUUUUUUUCCAGCCAAGUCUUCUUGGGCCUCCGCUGUUGUCAGUGGAGAGAGAGAGAUUUCUCCAGGAGGUAAUUCACUGCAGGUGUCCUAAUGGAGGAACUCUGAGUUGCUUUCUGAAGUCACUCUCUCCUUCCCUUCUCCCAGAACUUAAAGCAGCAGCCAUGGUGAUUAAUUCCACUAAGCUAAAAUGAGGUUUUUGAUACAAUAGCAAUCUCUUCAUUACUAUGGUAAUGGUUAAAACAAGAGAGGACAAACUUGGGAUUAUGCAGAGGAAAAAAUAGGAAGAAAAUAUACAGAAGAAAUUUUAAGAUGCAGGAACAGGCAUCCUAGACUACCCCUCUCUUCCCUGGCUCAGGGGCUCUGGUUGAACAUGCUGAAUUUCUAUCUAAUGUGGGUUGAUAACCUGCUGUCACAUAGAAAGAGAUUUCUGAACGCAUUCCAUGGGUGUUCUAUCCAGAUGGGAAGACAAGCUCCCCAGAGGGAAAAUAUUAAUAUAUUUAAGCCAUAUCACUAACCCAAAAUUUGCCUUUCUAAUAUAGAACAAAAUAAAUAGAAAACCUUACAUAUAUCUAUAUUUUUAAUAGUGAAAUUAUCUCUAUUAGUAUUAACUUUUUAAGCCAAUGCAAAGUAUUAUGGCAGAGGGGUUGGACUAGGUGACAUUUGAGAGUCCCUUCCAACCCAAACCAUUCUAUGAUUCUGUGAUUCUAUGAUUCUAUGAUAAAGAUAUUUUUGGUUUUAUGGGACAGAUAAAAUGUAACCAUUGGCUCUUGUAUAUGUACAGUAUGUUUCAGUAUAAUAAAAUAUUUUGCUAACCUG